CUCAUUCCCUCCCAUGCAUCCGGCCAGCUCACAUGGGGACUACAUGCGUUCCAGUAACUUCCCCUCGCCAAGAGCCAUUAAAUGAGAAGAACUGCCAUUAACUUCAGAGUCGCAGAGCAUUUGAAUUCUUCAACUUCAAAUACUUACUGCAUUUGUUCUGCUCCAAUUUCACAACCCUCAACUAUUUGAGAAGAAAUCAUAUCCAAUUUCUCACUCUAAGAUAUAUUGUAUUUAUCUUAAUACAAUACUCAGCAAGCUUUAAUUUGGGAGCUCGGAUGAUUCCUUUUGAGUUGCUGGACUCUCAUCCAAAGACAGGUGUGGAGGAAGCUAGAACAUCCUUUCCUGCCAGUAAUCCGAGGCUAAUCCAUUUCGAUGAUCUAUACUCAUUGACUAGAGGUGGUGUUGUGAGUAUAGAGAAGGAGGACCAUUCAGCUGAUUCAUGUAGAGGAAGGAAGCAUUACCGUCCAGGUGAAAGUGGGUUAGAAGAAGAGGGAAGGAGCAGCAAGCAGAGUGCAGCUCAUAAGGAGGAGGAUGACUUAUCAGAAGUGUUUGAUAAGGUUUUGUUGUGCACCGAUGAUAAUGAUGAUUCUCCAUCUGGAGCAGCGAAACAACAACAGAUAAGGCGAAGUGUUCGCAAGAGCCGUUCAAAUAAACGAGGAGACGGUUGUGAAAUUGUAGAUCUCCAGUCUCUUUUGAUCAUUUGCGCAAAAUCUAUUGCUGAUGCUCAGUACAGGGAUGCAGAAGAACACUUAAAGUUGAUCAGGCAGUACUCUUCGCCUACUGGUAGCGCAAACCAAAGGCUGGCACAUGCAUUUGCCGACGGUCUUGAGGCACGGCUAACUGGAACCUCACCACAAUUCUACUCUUCGUCGUCAUUUCGCAAUAAGAUCUCAAUUUCCGAAUUACAAAAAUCCUACCUGUCAUCAUCUAUGCCAUUUAUGAGGAUAGUAAUCUUCUUUGCGAAUAAAAUGAUUUACGAAGUAGCAUCAAGAGGUGCAUCCCUCCACAUUAUAGAUUUUGGCAUUCUUCUUGGUAUCCAAUGGCCCACUCUUAUUCGGGAUCUUUCACAGAGACCCGGUGG
This is a messenger RNA of Cuscuta epithymum, 1081 nucleotides long. Lineage: Eukaryota; Viridiplantae; Streptophyta; Magnoliopsida; Solanales; Convolvulaceae. The record is from the annotation of a GenBank genome assembly.